AUGAACCCUCAACUUGCAAACUUCAUCCUCAAGAGGACUCCAGAUUUUAUCCUGCAUCCAAAGACCAUGUCUGAUACUGUGUUUACACUCAACACCGGUGCCAAAAUCCCUGCUUUGGGACUCGGAACAUGGCAAUCUGCUCCCGGAGAAGUCAAGAAUGCAGUCGUGCAUGCUCUCAAAGUUGGCUACAGACACAUUGACGCCGCAUACGUCUAUGGCAAUGAAGACGAAGUCGGCGAGGGUUUGGCUGAAGGCUUCAAGUCUGGCAUCAAGCGCGAAGACGUCUUUGUAACCACCAGUACGACUCUCAUAAGUGACCGGAAAAUUGAACCAGAGCUGACACGUCCAAACAGANNGCUAUGGUGUACCUAUCAUUCCAGAGUAGAGGAGAACCUCGACCUCAGUCUGAAAUCCCUGGGUCUGGAUUAUGUCGAUCUGUACCUGAUGCACUGGCGUAAGUCCAUUAUCCAUCAUUUCCAAUCCCCAAUUUUAAUUCCCUUACAGCCNGUCCCCAUGAACCCCAACGGCAACGAUCCAAAAUUCCCCAAACACCCCGAUGGCACCCGCGAUCUCGACACCACCUGGUCCUACACCGACACCUGGAAACAGAUGGAAGCUGUCCUCAAGGCUGGAAAAGCAAAAGCAAUCGGCGUAGCAAACUUUUCAGUGCCCUUCCUCGAAGAACUGAUGAAGCACGCCAAAAUCACCCCCGCAGCCAACCAAAUCGAAAACCACCCAUAUCUGCCUCAACAAGAAAUCGUAGAUUACUGCAAACAAAAGGGCAUCUUGGUUACUGCAUACAGUCCUCUGGGAAGCACUGGCUCGCCACUGUUUCAAGAAAAGGAAAUCCAAGAGGUGGCCAAGAAACAUGAUACUAGUCCUGGAACCGUCUUGUUGAGUUAUCACAUCGCCCGCGGAAGUUCCGUGAUCCCGAAAUCGGUCACGCCGUCGAGGAUUGAGGAAAACUUGAGAUUGAUCAAGCUUGACUCUAGUGAUGUCAAGGCUUUGGAUAAAAUCUCCGAGACACAUCCUCCCAACCGUUUCGUGUAUCCUGCCUUUGGCGUCAAUCUUGGGUUCCCUGACAAGCAAUAA
Aureobasidium uvarum is the source of this 1092-nucleotide messenger RNA. NCBI's taxonomy places the organism in Eukaryota, Fungi, Ascomycota, Dothideomycetes, Dothideales, Saccotheciaceae. The record is from the annotation of a GenBank genome assembly.